This is a messenger RNA of Triticum turgidum subsp. durum (durum wheat), 1812 nucleotides long. The record is from the annotation of a GenBank genome assembly. Lineage: Eukaryota; Viridiplantae; Streptophyta; Magnoliopsida; Poales; Poaceae.
AUGUGCAAACUAAUCAACAUUUGCAUAGAAGCUGUUCAUGGGCCGAGGAGAUGCCUGCUUCCGACAUUUGGCCCAACAUUCUGCUCACCACCACCACUCACUCCAACAGCGCCGCCUCCAUUCCCAUUGCUCCCCAUACCAAACCCUCGCCGUCACCUCCCUCCCCCUCCACCGGCGGCCAUGGAGACGGACCCGCGAGUGAUCAUCGGCCCCUCCGGGAGCGUCUCUAGGAGCGAUAUGCGUGCCGACCUUGAGCGCCGCGGCCAGGACCCUGAGUCGCUGGAUCUCGGCACCAACAUGAUGCUCCACAUCCUGUACGGCUACCUCCCGAAGCCGCCCGUCUCCCCCACCGCCACCAUCUCGCUCGCCGGCGCUUCCAGGGUCCCCGACGGCGUCGACCGCAUCAGCCGCCUCCCCGACGUGGUCCUCCUCGACAUCAUCUCCCGCCUCCCCGCCAAGGACGCCGCGCGCACCGCCGCCCUCGCCUCGAGCUGGCGCCCGCUCUGGCGCUCGGCUCCCCUUACUCUUGUCGACAGCCACCUGCUUCCGGACGGCGGCGCGUCCGGGCCUCUCAUCAUCGGCGCUCCCUCUCCCCGCGCCGUCACCGCCGCCGUGGCCAGCGCCCUCGCGGCGCAUCCGGGGCCCUUCCGCUGCGUCCACCUUACCUGCAGCACGAUGGAGGAGCACCGGGGCGAGCUAUCGCGCUGGCUCGACAUCCUCGUCGCCAAGGGGGUCAAAGAACUCGUCUUUGUCAACCGCCCUUGGCCGAUGGACCUGCGCCUCCCCGCCACGCUCUUCAGCUGCGCCGCCCUCACCCGCCUCUAUCUCGGCGUCUGGAGGCUCCCGGACACCACAGCCGUACCGCGCGGCGCCAGAUUCCCCAACCUCCUGGAGCUCGGCCUCUGCAUGAAUGUCAUGGAGGACCGUGAUCUAGCCUUCAUGCUGGAAAGAAGCCCCGUCCUGGAGUUUCUCCUUAUCAUGUGGAGCCAAACCGGAGUGCGCCUCCGCCUCGUCAGCCAAAGCCUGCGGUGUCUUCAACUGGCCCUUACCUGCUUGCAGUACAUCGACGUGGUGGAUGCCCCUCGCCUCGAGAGGCUCUUCCAAUGGGAAACUGUUCCCAGGGCCGAGCCCACUCCCCCCGGCAACAAGAAACGCCCUUCCUGGAUCAAGAUUGGCCAUGCACCCAACCUGCGUGUGCUGGGAUACCUUGAGCCAGGAGGGCAGGAAUUGGGGAUUAGCAACACCAUCAUAGUGGCUGGGAACAAGGAGAACAUUGUCCCUAGUGUCCAGAUUUUGGCCAUGGUGGUGCAGUUCGGUGUCCGCAGCACUGUGAAGAAAGUGCCUGGCUUCCUCAGAUGCUUCCCAAACCUGGAGACGCUCCAUGUCCAUUCCCCCACCUUAUCUGGAGAGCCCACUGGCAAGGUGAAUCUCAAGUUCUGGCAGGAGGAUGGUCCCAUCAAAUGCGUCCUUCAGAGCUUGAAGAAGGUGUUCUUCUAUGAGUUCCGAGGGUCGAGAAGCGAGGUUGCUUUCCUCAAGUUCAUCGCGGAGACAGGGCGGGUGCUGGAGCAGAUGGUGGUCGUGGUUGCUGUGGAAUGUUUCUCUCUGGGGGAUGAUGGUGUGAAUGCCAAGCUGAAGCCUCUGACGGGUGCGAAAUGGAACAGCAAAGCUUGCCAACUAGAGCUCUUCAAGAGCCCGCGCACUGGCGGGGGAGGUCCUGCUUACAGCACCAAGAUAGCUUCUUAUUUUGGGUUUGCCGACCCUUUUGAUCUCCAGUACUACUACAAAGCAGAAAGGAUCAUCCAUGUAAGUUAA